Messenger RNA from Hansenula anomala, 1847 nucleotides. It is a transcript of the gene GUT2, whose product is annotated as glycerol-3-phosphate dehydrogenase. Gene Ontology annotation, cellular component: glycerol-3-phosphate dehydrogenase (FAD) complex; mitochondrion. Bases 82 to 1596 code for a protein of 504 amino acids. The transcript has a single exon. Gene Ontology annotation, biological process: glycerol-3-phosphate metabolic process. Gene Ontology annotation, molecular function: glycerol-3-phosphate dehydrogenase (quinone) activity. NCBI's taxonomy places the organism in Eukaryota, Fungi, Ascomycota, Saccharomycetes, Phaffomycetales, Wickerhamomycetaceae. The record is from RefSeq and is a predicted model, not a curated record.
GAUGCCGCUACAAGAGGUUUAAACGUUGCAUUAGUUGAGAGAAACGAUUUUGCAAGUGGUACUUCUUCAAAAUCAACUAAAAUGGCCCAUGGUGGUGUUAGAUAUUUGGAAAAGGCUUUUUGGCAAUUGUCAAAAGCUCAAUUAGAUUUGGUUAUUGAAGCUUUGAAUGAACGUAAUAAUAUGAUUAAAACUGCUCCUCAUUUGGUUACAAUCUUGCCUAUUUUAAUUCCAGUUUACACUUAUUGGCAAGUUCCUUAUUUCUAUGUUGGUACUAAGAUGUAUGAUUUAUUUGCUGGAAGACAAAAUUUAAGAUCUUCAUUCUUAAUGGGUCCUUCCAAGACUUUAGCUGUUGCUCCACAAUUGGAUGGUAAAAAUUUGAAAGCCGGUUUAGUUUAUCAUGAUGGUUCUUUCAAUGAUUCAAGAUUAAACUCUACCUUAGCUGUCACUGCUAUUGAAAAUGGUGCUACUGUGUUGAAUUAUGUUGAUGUUACUCAAUUGUUGAAAAAAGAUGGUAAAGUUGUUGGUGCUUUAGCUAGAGAUCGAGAAACUGGUAAAGAAUACAAAAUUAAUGCUAAAUCUGUUGUCAAUGCUACUGGUCCUUAUGCUGAUGUUAUCUUGGAUAUGGAUAAAGAUCCUCAAGGUUUUGCUCCAAAAGAAGUACAAAAACCAAAAAUGGUUGUUCCUUCAGCAGGUGUUCAUAUUGUUUUACCAGAUUAUUAUUGUCCAAAAGAAUUGGGUAUCUUGGAUGCUAACACUUCAGAUGGUCGUGUUAUGUUUUUUUUACCAUGGCAAGGAAAAGUUUUAGCUGGUACUACUGAUGUUCCAUUAGAUAAAAUCCCAGAAAACCCAACCCCAACUGAAGCUGAUAUUCAAGACAUUUUACAAGAAUUGCAACACUAUAUUAAAUUCCCAGUUAGAAGAGAAGAUGUUUUAAGUGCUUGGUCAGGUAUCAGACCAUUAGUUAAAGAUCCAAGAGCUAAAGAUUCAGGUUCUACACAAAAUUUGGUUAGAUCUCACUUAUUAUUUACUUCAGAUACCGGUUUAGUUACUAUUUCAGGUGGUAAAUGGACUACUUAUAGAGAAAUGGCUGAAGAAACUAUUAAUGAAGUUGUUAGAAACCUUCAAUUACCUGUUAAAAAAUCAGUUACCAAAAAUUUGAUCUUGGCUGGUGGUGAAAACUAUGAUACCACUUUAGCUCCAAGAUUGGCUCAAAAAUAUGGUAUCACUGCUCCAUUAGCUGAACAUUUAGCUGCCAAUUAUGGUACUAGAGCUCCAUUAAUCUUGGAAAUUUAUAAACAAGAUAAGACCAAUCAAUUACCUGUUGGUUUAGCUGCUUCAACUGAUAACAUUUCUUAUGAACAAUUCCAACACCCAUUCAGUGUUGCUGAAUUGAAAUAUUGUAUUAAGUAUGAAUAUAUUAGAACUCCAGUUGAUUUCUUGGCUAGAAGAACAAGAUUAGCAUUUUUAGAUUCAAAAGCUGCUGCUCAAUCAAUUGAUGGUGUUGUUAAAGUUUUAGGUGAUGAAUUGAAUUGGGAUUCUUCAAAGAGAAGUGAAGAAACUCAAAAAGCUAGUGAAUUUAUCAAGACUUUUAAUUAAUGAUAUGAUAAUUUUAAUGGGUGGUGAAGACAAGAUGAAAGAGAUGAUAUAAUAUUCCCGUAUUUAUGAAUGAACUAUAAAAGACAAAGUUUUAAUUGAAAUCUUUUAAAAUGAAUAAUAAUAAUAAUAACAAAAAAAAAAAUUUAAAAAGUACUAUAAAAGGUGUUGUUUUCUUUGAUGUUUUUCCUUCUUGUCACUUUUGGCUACAGUUCAAUGAUGGUUUUUUUUGGUUUGAUUUCUAAAGUUGCAUG